Molecule: messenger RNA, 1170 nt
Organism: Pocillopora damicornis (cauliflower coral)
Lineage: Eukaryota; Metazoa; Cnidaria; Anthozoa; Scleractinia; Pocilloporidae
Product: chondroitin sulfate ABC exolyase-like
Source: RefSeq, a predicted model, not a curated record
AGCUUCGUCCAAAUGCGUAUCAUGCUUCCUUUGGCAAUAGAGUUUUAUCUUAAAUCCCGCGCCAAAGAAAUUUCCCGAACUGUGACAGAAGAAACUCCUGAACUGAGUUCUACUAACAAAGUCGAUGUGGACCGUGCCAUUGAAAGGAUUUGUGGAAACGACGCGAACAGACAGAAAAAGUUCCGUGAGUACCUCGAAAGUCUGAAGAAACCUUACACAGAGGACCAAGUACGCAAAAUAUUAAAUGACGAAAACAAAAACCGCCUUGAGAGAAUAAUUAAACUGCUUGACUACAUUGAAGACCAAGGAUGGGCUAAUGGAAGUGCAAUAGGCUCCCUGGAUCAUGAAAUGAACCGUGGUGGUGCUGGAUACACACACACUCUUUUCUUGUUGAAGGACGUCUUACAAGGGAACACUAAAUACAGACCAAGACUUUUAAACUUAAUAAAUACUUCCAAGUGGUAUAAUGAUUUUGGUGAAGUUUACCAAUCGACGUUCGAGUAUAAUGGAACUACGGCUGACAGAAUGAUUACAAUAAUGUUGUUUCGGCUCAUGAUUGUGUUGAUAAUGCCUGCUAAGUCGGAUAUGGAAAAAAAGGAGAGGCAAAGGGAUAUGGAUGCUUUGAAACGAUGGAUGGAUAACGCCCUGAGUAUCAACAAAGCCUUCGGUGGAGUUAUUAAACCUGAUUACACUGGCUUUCAUCACAAGACAUUCUACGCAUCUGCAUAUGCCCCACACGCAUAUCAUACAGCUGCACAAGUGCAAUACCUCUUAGAAGGAACAGAGUUUGCACUGUCAGAUGAGUCGAAACGAAAUUUACUGGAAGCUCUUGAAACAAUGAGGCUAGUAGCAGUAAAGUAUUCAACACCAAACAGUGUCGGCGGACGCAUUGUAGACUAUUCCAAAAAGAUUUUGGUAAACAUUCUCCCAGCAUACGCCUACAUCAGUGUUUCCCAUCCAUCUGGGCCACUGGCAUCAACCCCAGCCAAAGCAGUGUCAGUUCCUGCUGUUAAGAACGUUGGGAUGUUUUUACGUUUGUACCAGCCUGCUGACGAAUUUGUUAAAAAGUACUUGGAAGAUGGAACGGUUAACAGAGGAAAAUCGUACAUGAACAGCCUUGGAUCACUGAAAAUUAUGUCCAUCGUAAGUUUAUUAACUGAAUGUUGCUGA